Paramecium tetraurelia is the source of this 600-nucleotide messenger RNA. RefSeq lists its product as uncharacterized. The record is from RefSeq and is a predicted model, not a curated record. The transcript is spliced from 3 exons. NCBI's taxonomy places the organism in Eukaryota, Ciliophora, Oligohymenophorea, Peniculida, Parameciidae.
AUGAAUACAACAAUUUUAGAUCUCUUUACAUAAAUUAAAGAAUUGUACCCAUAUUUAGCUGAAUUUCAUUAAAAAUGUAAAAAUGAUGAUGAAUAUGAAAACAUCAUAAAAUAAACUAACAAUGCUAAAAGCAAAUUCGAGUCAACAGAAGACCAAUAAACUUUGAUUAAUUAAUUAAAAAACAUCAUCAAUGAUGUUAAAAUUGCUCAUAAGAAAUCUCUACUUUCAGCUAAACAGUUUGAAAUCUCCUCUGCUGAAAAAGAGAAAGCCCUAAAUGAAAAUGCUAAUUUGAAUAAAUAAAUUGGUGAUUUUGAGAUUUAUAGAAAUGCAUAAAAUAUUUAAUAAGAAUGCUUAAAGGAAUAUUAUAAUAUGGUUAUAUAGAAAGAAAAAUAAAAGUCAUAAGAUUUCAUUGAAGGGAUUUAAUAGGAAUUUGAAGAAAUUUAAAAUAAAUUAGAAAAUGCAUUACUUGCAAAGCAAAAGAAUGAAAAAGAAUAUGGAACUUUAAUAGAAAAGUAUAAGGACAAAAAAUCUUAUGUUGAAUAAAGAAACUAAUAUUUUGAAUUAGAAAUUAAAAAAUUGUGUAAGAAAUAAUAAAUAUGA